GUGGGCCGGCGGCCGCUGCUGCUGCAGCGCUGCCUGGCCAUCCAGCUGCACAAGCUGCCCGCCCUGGGGCAGCCGCCGCCGCCUCCGCCUCCACAACCGCCCCCGGCCUCCGCCUCUGAGUUUUGGAUGUACGAGAGCGGCUACCUGCUCUUCCAGGGUUUCCUGGAGGCAAACCUGAAGUGCUUCUGGAACGCGUCGCUGCUGGAGGCGAUGCGACAGCUACAGUUCCAGGGCUACGUGUCACCGGGCGUGCUGCUCGUGUCUGCCGGCGCAUGCGCUCUAGAGGUGGUGCGUUCCGCCUGGGCGCGCAACGUACUGCGUCCACCGGCCAACUACUCCAUCUCCGCUGUCGGCGACGUGGACAGCUGCGGGCUGUCUCCGCUGGUGCAGGGGCAGUUCACGCCGCUGCCCGAGGCGCUGUGCUGGGUCAUCCUGGAACUGCAGGCGGCCGGCCAGCCCGCCGUGCCCGAGCGCAUCCGCUCGGCGCUGUGCCACGCCUUCCCCGACAUGACGCCGCCCACGCAGGAGAACGUCUACGACGCGCUCGCCGCGCUCACCGCCGACCGCAAGGUGUACCAGACGUCGCAGGGCUACUUCGUGGUGACGCCGGAGCGCCGGAGGCGGCGUCACAGCCACAGCCGCAGCCGGUCGGAGGCGAGCGGGGGUGGCGGCGGGCUGCUGGCGGGCGCGGGGGCAGAAGAGUCGGUGCCGCCGCCCACGCCGGCGUCGGGCCGCCAGAUGUUGCUGUCCACCGAGGAGGCGCUGGCGCUCGUGCACGGCGAGAUGGCGACGCUGCGCGACGGCGACGUCACGCACCAGGCCGUGCAGACCAACCUCGCCGACGUCGUCUGCGGUGGCAACCCGCACGACAAGGUGCUGUACGCGCGCAGCGCUCCCCGCCGCAGCCAGUCAGCGGGUCCGCCGGGCCGGCUGGAGCGCCGACACUCGCUGCGGCUGCUGGGGUCCCGCCGGCUCGCCUCGUCGCUGGUGCGCUGCGGAUCCCUCAGGCACCUCCCCGCGCGCAACGCCGCGGACUCACAGCCCGAGACUGCUUCGCCACCGAAGAAGGGCUCGCUGCUGUCGCGGCUGUUCCGGCGCAGCGGGCGCAAGCAGCGGCAGGCCGGCGAGCUGUCCACGUUCUCGGCGCAGUUCCCACCCAGCGAGUGGUUCAACCCGCGCGUCGUCCACCUGCACUCGGUCGGCACGCAGACGCGCUCGCCCACGCCCUCGCUGCUGCACGCUCCCGCCACCAGGGGCGCUGGGCCGGAUGCACAGUCACAGACGAGCUUCCCGAGUGGAGUGUGCUGGACGGACGAGGAGCCAGCGACGCUGCCACGGCGCCAUCGCCACAGGGAUCGGGACCGGGACUCGGCAUCGGCAUCCGCUUCCAGCCUGGGGAACACAGCAUCAGCGUCUCCUGCGGGUACACCAGCGCACGUGCUCCAGCAGCGACGUAGCAGCACCAGCAGUGGUCGCCCACGACACCGCUCGCCCAGUGCACAUGCACACAGCUCCACAUUACCGCGCCGCUCGGGCUCGGGGAACCAUAAGGCAGACUCCAUCUCGAGAGCAGCCUCUCGUGGUUCCAUACAGCCUGCAGCCACUGGAAGUGGUAGCGGAUGUCAGCCACCCUCUGUGGCCAGCAGUAGCUCACCAUCCUCACAGAUAUCAGUGGUUGCAGCUCGGCCCUUGCCAUCACGCAAGUCGAGUGCCAGUGGCUCUCCGGGUAUGUCAACCCCUAGCAGCAGUACUCGCAGUGCAAAAGCGUCACCUGUACACCUCAAAACUACAUCAACCACAGCAACAGCGAGUGAAUCUGGGUCACCGAGUCGUGUCGUGACCGCAGGGAAAAGUAACAGUCCACCUUCCAGUUCGAGCAACUCCAGCCAGUGUCAGUCGAGUGGCGGCCAGGGUUCUGUGACCUCUAGUGCCACUAUCAGCAGUGGUGGUAGUGUUACAGUCACCUCAGAGACGCCUACUGCCACUGCCACCACUACCAUCAAUGGUACCAACACCAAGAUCUAUGUGCAACAACAAAAUUCACCUGUACGAUCCAUCAUAACUUUUGAGAAUAACUUUGCUGGUAGUAAUGGCACUGAUAGACGGACCUCCACACCAGCCAAGGAAAUUCUUAUCAUUAAUGGCAAAGCACCAGAAACUACAACAGCUAAAGAGAAGGUGUCACCACAACGCCCAAAGCUGGAGAGGCCAACAUCGCUCUACACACCUCGUGAAGCAGCCAAAGAAGUUACUCCAGAAGUUUCCAAAUUCCCUUCAGUCGAAUCCUUACCAGGGACACCUACCAUUACCCGCCAGAAGCUUACUAAUAUGACUAACAACUCACUACCUCCUAACAGGAAUGGAACUACUGAUGACGCAACUAAUUUGCCACACCCAAACUCCCAACCGCCCUCCACACCACUGACUUCUGACCUCAACAAUGCUCGUGUGCUCAAAGCAGCCAUACAGUCUUCUGUGGACAGCCUCAGUUACAAGAAUAUGAUUGGACGAACUGCAUCAAAGAAUAAUUUAUACAGUAACCCCAGCAGUCCGACAAAGAGCUUUGGAGGCUCAUAUGGCAACCUUUUCAUUGAAAACCUGGAAGGAGCCAACAAACUGAAUCAUCAAGAACUCUUCUCCAGCAUGAAAAACCUAGAUGAGAACGCAGGCAGUAAGGAGCAGCUGUAUACGUACCCCAGUCUCAGUGACCUCACAGUUCACUUUAAGUCCAUUGCUGCCCAGAAAAUUCUUAAAGGUAUUAGCAUUAAUAGUGUUGACACCCUUGUUGAAGUUAACAUGGCUGCUGCAGAGAAGCAAAAUAACCGUGAUGUCACAGUGCACACUGAUUUUGGGGUUGUUUAAAAUGUAUUAUAUUUAUUGAUACAAUAGUUGCUUUGAGUGCUUCUUUAUGGAUUCUGGUAUUACCAUAUAAAAGUUCAUGUGUGCAGUAAAAUCAUAUUUAAACAUGGUCAAUCUGCUAGGUUUCACAAAAUUGUGUACAUGUUAUGAAUUAUUCAAAACUAAAAUAUUGUUACUAUGUAUGUGACAUGUUGCCUUAAUUAAGUGUCAUGUCUGUGCCUUGUGCAAUAAGUUAGUCUGAUUAUCUGUAGUACAGUGAUAGGGUAUUUAGCAAAUUUACUGUCUUGUAGGAGUGAAAAAACACUUAGCAUGGUCUUUGAAACUUCACAAUGUAAAGCUAGUUUUGUCCUAAGUUUAAAUCUUCUGCUUUUCAUUGUUCUAUUCCACAACAAGUGAGAAACACUCUCCUUUGAAGAACCUUACAUCCCAUUCUCCCUGAUACAUAAUAUUUUAGUUAAACAUAUUCACAUUGCAAUAACUGUGUACAACUAAGUCUGCUGUAUCUGAAACAACUAGUACUUAGACAGUAUUGUUAGUAGCAUAGCAUUUGCUGCAAUUUUAAAUGUUGAAAUAUUUAGUACAUGAAAUGAUUUGAAAACCUAUUUCAGCAAUUUUGUUCAAUUGCUGUUACUCACAGAAAAUUGGUUUCCUUCACAUACCUUUCACUAAAGCAACAUGGGAAGUAUUUAUUAAGAUAAAUUCUUAUCGCAAAUGAGUUUCAUUCAGUAACAGUGAUUAGUUAUUUUGAACCAGCUGAUGUUGAUGGCUGUAACAACUCUCUUGUGUUCAGAUCUAUAUAGAUACUAAUCUCAGAUUUGUUCUCAUUUAUUAUAAAGGGAUAGACAGUUUUUUAAUGUAACUAUCUUUUCAUGAUUCACUUGAUGUAAUGCUUCAUCAGCUAGAUUUCCUAUGCUAGGAUACCAUCUCUGUGUUGUGUCCUUAUUCCAAAAUACCAUAAGACCAUUUAGGGUUGAAAUCAAACAAAAUUCAUCCUCACAAAAAUUAUGACCAUUGUAGAAUUGACAGCAAUAGCUCUGGGAUGUGCAAAUUACAAAUGCGUGUGUUAUUUGAUUAUUCAUUUGAUUAUCUAGUAAAACUACAUUACUACAUGUGUGUGGACUGUAAUUACAGGGACCAACUAACAGUCAUUGACUUCAGCAUGAUGACAAUUAAACCUGGCAUUUUAUUAAAUAAAUAAAAUCAUGGUACAUUUUCAUGAGAGAAUUUAUUUUAUAUACAUAUUGAUCAGUAGAUAGACAUGUUCAAGGGAUAAGUACAUUUCUUUUAAAAUCUCAAUCUGAACAGACACUUUGAUGCUCAGGAAAAUUUGACAAUAUGAAUUUCACCUCUUUCUGAUGCUGAACUUUACCAGUGACACGUCAUGAAGAAUACAAUAGUCACUCAAGCAUUUCAUUGACAAUAAGGUACCUUUGUCACAGCAAACAGUCUGAUCAACAUCUGUACUAUUGUACUUGUAUAAAUAUGUAUGUUGAUGUUAUUACAUAAUUAUGGUCAAGUAAUAUUUGUAAAUGUAUCAAAUUAUUCAUUCAGUUUUUCUCUUUGACUUCAUCACGGAAGCUUAAGAUAAGCUCAUACUGCCUAAGAUUUCUUGCAUAUACACAGUUUUGCAAGAAACACGUGUUUUAUUCCCUAAGACAAAGAAAUAUCAGUAAAAUACGAUUAUAUAGACAUAUUUUCAGUGUUUUGUUGAGAGUCAGGUUUAUAAAUUUAUAUCUAAUAACAGUAAAGAAAUUCAGUGAUGUACAUUUACACUGAAGAACUAAUCCAAUUUCUCUUUUGUACAGCAACUGUAUCUCAAUUUCAAUGUUAAGGAUGUAAUAUCACACAUCCUUUCAGAUGUAUAGCUAUAUUAUUACCACACAGAAACUGUUAAAUGUGUAAAUUUCCAGGCAAAUGGAAGAAGGUUCAAGAUGAUGUAACAAAAUAUUUACACUUCAGUUAUGUGCCACAAGUAUUUACAUGACCCCGAUUAGUUAUGGUGUUUGAAACUAUUAUCACAGUAUAAAGCAGAACAGUGACACUAUAUGAUGUACCCAAAUGUUGCAUGUAUGGAUACCUAAUGAAUACUGAAGGAUAUAGGCAAAUGUUGUCUCAUGUGGAACCUCGAAAUAAAUUCCCUAGAACAUGUACUAGAGAGAACAAUAGUUUUAUUUAAACUCAAUGAGUACCUGUGUGUGCACUUUUGAGAACAUGAAGCACUCAAUAAAAUUCUCCUGUAGUCAAAUUUCAAUAUGGCUUCAUUCAUUUAAGCCCUGUGGAGGGCGGUAAUAACUGUAAUUAAAAACAUUACUUUAAGGAUAUCUACCUGCUACUUGCUUGUAAAUAUUUCCUGGCACUUUGCAGGAAUAAAAAUAAUUGUUAAAUUAAUAUAUUUCUGACUAAUCAUCAAUGAUUCACUUAUUAUUUUUGAGCAGAAUUGUGAAUAAGAUAUUCUAGUCUCCAAAUAAGGAGGACAACUAUGAUUUUUUUAAAACUAUUUCUGUUCAUUUCUUGAGUACUAUAUUUAAUCUUUGAGUUAUUAGACUGAAGGCAAUUGUAAAUAGCUGUCAAGUUGUACAGCUUCUUGGUGAAACUUUUUUUCAUACUGAAAAGUUACACACAAGGAGGAGGAAUUUGAGCCCUGUGACAGUUAUCUAAUGUAUUUUGUAUUUAAAUUUUGUACAUAAUUCCCAUCUUUGUAAACUUAAGGUGCCAAACAAUGUUAACUAGCUGUUGUGCAGAUCAUUAAUGCAUUUCUUAUUGCUAAUAUUUUCAUGUAUUACAGAUCUGUAAUAAAGUU
This is a messenger RNA of Schistocerca piceifrons (Central American locust), 5659 nucleotides long. It is a transcript of the gene knockout, whose product is annotated as probable serine/threonine-protein kinase nek3. The coding region runs from base 127 to 2862 and encodes 911 amino acids. The record is from RefSeq and is a predicted model, not a curated record. Gene Ontology annotation, molecular function: DNA-binding transcription activator activity, RNA polymerase II-specific; RNA polymerase II transcription regulatory region sequence-specific DNA binding. Gene Ontology annotation, cellular component: nucleus; cytoplasm. Gene Ontology annotation, biological process: positive regulation of transcription by RNA polymerase II. The transcript has 9 exons. Lineage: Eukaryota; Metazoa; Arthropoda; Insecta; Orthoptera; Acrididae.